Messenger RNA from Tigriopus californicus, 1620 nucleotides. RefSeq lists its product as uncharacterized. Bases 194 to 1456 code for a protein of 420 amino acids. The record is from RefSeq and is a predicted model, not a curated record. The transcript has 6 exons. NCBI's taxonomy places the organism in Eukaryota, Metazoa, Arthropoda, Copepoda, Harpacticoida, Harpacticidae.
AGGAUAUCUAGGAGAAAUGAAUAGAUGGAUGGAAAGAGGGAGACAGAGGGGGAGAGGAAGCACAAGAAGUGGACCCACCGAAUAACAGACCUUUCUAAAUAUGAUCUAACCGACUCCAUGGGCAAUUGACGGGAAAUGGCAAAAUAUUGGUCUCUACAUCAAGUUGACAACAUCAAUUGGAACGACCAUCGUCAUGAUGACGUGUUGCGAAAAGAGGCCCAUCGUCAAGAUGUUGUUCCUCUACUUGUUGUUUCUCAGUCCUCUGGAUAAGUUCCAAUUUAGCUUCCACAACCAAGCCACUCCCAAGACGUGCUCCAGGUCCCAAUCAGCUAUUGUCCGGCAGUUGAUCCAAAAGCUAUGGCGUCCCAUCUUCAAACGGUUUGCCCAAAAGAUGCCUGCUCAGUGUCCACUCCAUUUUGGGCGAGACCACUUUGGACCCCAAGAGUUGGCAAAGAACGAGUUCCGCGCGGAUCUGUGGAUGUGCAAAAUCUGCGGAAAGCCCUUCCAGUCCCACUCUCAUUUGGACCUUCAUUUGGCCAAAUUCCACGGCGAUUCCGUGUUCCAGGCUGACGAAUCAGUGUGCUUGGGCGACUUUUGUGAUAUCUUUCGCUGCCAUGGCUACCUUCCGGCCAAUCUAAGUGCCCUCGAGGACUCGACUUAUCUAGAGGAAAUCACGGAUCUCGAACAAUACGAUGCCAUUUAUCCAGACCUGAAAGUUCCAAAGCCUGACAUCGGGAUGACUGAACUCAUUCCGGGGCCGCCAGAAACGCUUUUGAAAUUGUUAAAGUUGCAAGAAAAAGAGAAACGAAGCAAAGAAGCUACCAAGGAUGAAGAAGACAUUGGCUUCUUUGGCAGCUCUUUCUUCCAACAGGGAUUCUCGUCGUCCAUUUUUGACUCACAAACUAGGCAGAGAAAACAGGGUGCGAGUCAAGAAGCGAUCUCCAAGGAUUUGACACCGAACAAGAUUCGACGGAAAGAUACCAUUCAGCGUAGUUCGAGAGCCCAAAAUGUGUUCAAAAACAUCUUUAUGGAUGAGGAAGAGUCCAGUGCCAGUUCAAAGGACGGCAAUGGCUCCCAGGAACAAGUUGACCGUCUUGAAGAGGAGACACUCUUAGAAAUUUGGAAAAUCCCUGAUGAUCCAGAUGAAGCUCAUUGUGAUGACACGGAGAUGACUCACCUGAAAGAAAAGUGUGAGUCCUUGCUUUGGACCUGUACCUCUCCACUCACUUUGGCUUUGGAGGACGAAAAAUUCCAAGAAUUCCAGGGCAAACUUCAUCGCAAGACGUGUUUUUAUCUGAGCUGUGAUCAGUAUUGGAACUUCUUGGAUAUCAAUGGUCGAUCCAGAUACCCUCAGUUUCUUGGCCAUCGACUCACGUUCCGUUUGAUGAUCCUGCUUUCGAUCUGUAUGUCGGUUAUUCUAGGAGCAGCCUUCUAUUUGGUGUGGUUUUGCUUCUAGAACCAUCCUUGACCCUCUUUUCUUCACUGGUUCAAAGCCUUGAAGGACGACAGAAGCAUCCUCAUCCCCAGAGGUCAACCAACCCAAAAAGUCAUACUAGCUAUAUAUAUACAUGUUACUCAAUAAGUUUUAUCAGCCUUAGAAAUAGACGAAACAUACAUGGA